UCUAAUUGACGAUUAAGUGGGAGAAAUGUGUCUUUGCGAUAAAAAUACAUGCGAUAAAAAUACAUGGAACUUCUUGGAAACGCGAAUGCAUUAAAGUCCGUGUCUGGCAUAUUAUGGUUGUGCAUAGUGGGUCUCAGUGGUCUUGUGCAUCAUGACAUACAACGAUUGGAAGCCGAUAAACUCUGUAAACUGUGCUAAGCUUUAUUYAGACGUAUAUUUCGGGAUACAACUGAAUUGUUUGAUCGGAACAAGAAACUUUCAAUUUCCGAGCGAUUAAUUGAAUCCAAUAAACAAGUUAUCGAGCAUUUGUGGUUGGUUGGUUGRGUUGAAUAAAAAUCGACCACCUGAGGGCUCAUUCAAAGUGUCUGAAAUGACGCCACGAAAUUGAGUGUAACAAUUUACAGUUUACUAACUCUCGCGAUGAAAACAGGUAUUAUACACAAACAUUUACGUAUUAUACAAGCCACAAAAAAAGAAAACAACUCUAAAAACAAUGUUUUACAAUCACAGACAAACCAACUCUGUACGAGUGACGUUUCAGUGGAAAAUAACAACUUCGCUCCAAUGGACAAGAAAUUCAAGUCGGGAUCGACGAAUAAAGUAGUCAGUUUUACAUGGAGUAAAAAGGUAACUCGUCCUAUAAGUGGAUCAGAAGUGCUUUCCGGGAUCAACACAGAUGUCGAAGAAUUAAAUCUAAAUCAAGCUACGGCAAAGUCCGCUUCUGGAAGUGAAAAACAACUUGAAAAAGAACGGAGAAGUCGAACGGAAUCAGAUAAAACGAAAUUAUCAACAGUUGAAGAAGAUUCCUUUGAGUCAAUGAAGGACAAAAUUGCUUGCUUUGUGAGUUACUUAGAAAGCGACACGGAUUCUCACUCCGAUACGGAACUUUCCCAGCUGCGAGCAGCUAAAUGUGAAAAUAAACGAAGUGACCAAGGUAACAAAAGUGACGAAGAGAAUGAAACAAAGACAUCUCGCCUUAUGAAAGGRAAUCUUGAUUUAAAAAAGUCAAAAGAAAGCAAUGAGGGGACCCACUUUUUCGAGAAAACGUUUCAGCAAUUUACUACGAAAUGGGACAUGAAAACAUGUCCGUUAAGAGAAGGUGUCAUAGCGGAGUAUUCUCACGCACCUGUUACUAAUACAUUCAGUAAGGACUAUGACGUUACGAAGUCGACAAUAUGCUCCAAUGGUACUCCACACCUACAUAAAGCUACAACUAGGUUAAAUGCUAAUGAAAACAAUACUUUAUCUAUAGACAAUCUUGAUGAAGAUAACGAUAAAGAAGUUUCGUCUUUACCACUGAAUGCCUUAACACCAGAAUCCAUCGGUAGAUGUGUUGAAAAUAACACUUUAAUUGAAGAAAAUAGUUUUCUUCCUUYUAUAAUGAAACAGGGAGAUUGGAAGAGCACUGCGUUUUCAGCUUGUGAAGUUUUAGCGGCAGUACAGGAUAAAAGAUCAGAUGGAUCAAAAGCUGAAAGUUCGCUGAAUGUCAACCAAUUGAAGGAGRGCAGAGAGCAUUCUUCGCCAGGUGGGCAUAAAUGCAGUGAAAAGACCUCAAAAGAAGAAUACGGAGACUCUAAACAAAGAGAGAUGCAUAGAAUAGAUGGAAGUGACGUCGAGAAACGUCCUUUCCUUCUGACAACUAAUAUUGGAACAUCUCAUGUAAAUAAGUGCGAAUCGUUGAGCGUCGAAAAAAAAAUUAACACAAGAGUAGAGUCGAAGAAUUCAAAUAGAAUUAGACCUGUCAAUGAUUUAACAACAGGCCAAUCAUACAAGGGAGACGUUGAUAAUGAAUGUACUACGCUAGUAAAAAAAAGCAGCCUUCCAGCUUCAUCAAAAAACCCAACAGUCAAAGGAAGAAAAGUGUUUUGUAAUGAGUGCGAGACUGACUCRUCCUGUGAACACGAUGAAACGGCUGGCAUUCUAUCACUAGAGCCGAAGUCAAAGUCAAUUGUAAACAGCAGUUCUACACAUAAAAACAGAAAAGAUAAACCAGAAUUAAAAUAUUUCAAACAAGACUAUAAAAAAGAUAGAAAGAGAAGUAGAAGCAUCUCUUCAGAAAAAGACCGCAGAUCUAGAAGCUUAUCRUCCGAGCACAGGAAAUCGAAAGGAAGUCCAAUUCGCAAUAGAAGAAUCCGACGAAAAUAUCAAAAUCCUCAAGGACGGCGAAAGAUGGCCAGUCAUUCUAAAAAUKGCAGUUCAUUUAGAUCAUCAUGGAUGGACAAUAUCGUAGUAAAAAUUGCUGAUCCCCCUAGACCAGCUAGAAAGAGAAGAAAUGCGCCUUCCUGCGAAAAAUCCGAUUUUCUGSGUCAAAGAAGAAGAAAUCGAAGCCCCGAAGUACGAAACGAACCGUCCCAUAUUCGAGAGAGAUCGACUCGCGAUGAACAUAGGGAUGAAAKAGCCGUCAAAAGACGCAGGUGGACGUAUGAUGACUACGAACGGACAAGCGAUGGACGACUUCGACGAAAAUCAUCGUAUGCUCUUGAAAGAGCAGAAACUGAGGAAAAUCACCAUUGGAAACGAUAUGACGACGAGAGCACUAUGCCUUACCAAGGAUAUGCAGACAGUCAAGUCCAGUCRCUUUUAAGACAGCUGUGUCAAAACUACAUCACUCAACUCUACCCUUCAAAAYCAGCCGAGAAUCGGGUAAAGUCGAAGUCACCUCAAGUUAUUUCAGGUGGAAACAAACUAAAACCUCAUCGAAGUUGGUAYAUGUCCCUCAAGGACUGGGUUUCAUACGACGGAGAGACGUGUAAAAAGGAGGGUYUAGGCAAAGCAUCAAAAACACAAAAGGCUGUAAAGAAUUCCGCAACGAACAAGAAACAACAAAAAAGUGCACCAAAACAACAAAGCCUUAUUUCAGAUGACACUAAAGACCGCGACAUUAGUGCCAUAACAGACGGGGAAAGCAAUGAAAUUCAGUCUAAAAAGAUCAUCUACAAAAAUAGUAACAUUUGCUCCGAUGACAAAAAUGAUAUCUCAACAAAUCAGGACACUGCAAAGACUCUUACUAAGGAUCAAAAGAUUGAAACUAAAGAACCGAAAAAUGCCCCUAAAAAUACCAGUUCUACAAAUGAUAACCAUGCAACAAUGGCGAUUGAUGAAAUUUCUGUCGCUGGUCAGGCUAGCAAUUUGGAGGAUGAUUMUGGCUCGUUCAUAAAGCAAAAACCUUUCGACAAGAAUGCAAAGCAAGAAACCACCUCAAAGACCUUAGCCAAUACUUCUGAGCAGAACUCACAGUUGAUUAAGACUGAUAAACAUUUGAUGCAAUCUGAUUUGACUGAAGAAGCAGAAAAACAAAAGAAGUCAGUUGAAGAAGAUAAACAAAUAAGAUCAACACACUCAAAACCUGCAAAAACGAACGGUGGUAUUGGUAAUGAAGAUUUGGAUAACCUCUCAAAUACAGAAAGCGUUCUAACUCAUAACCUACAUUCUACCAAGGAUAGAGGCAGCUUUGAGAAAUUCGCCUCGGAUACUUUUGCGAUAUGUAACUUGAGUAAAAAUGUUACUUCCAGUUUUGGAAAUAUGAAGAAUGAUUUGAUAGUGACAUUGACGCCAUCGUCGUACUUGUACACUGAAAACAACAUCAAAGAAAAACCUGUUGCGCAUGCCUCGUACAGUCAGAAUGCAGAUAGUCAGGGAAUCUUUGUCCCUACAUCAUCUUCGUUUGCGAAAACCACUAAUAUUUCAUGCAAUACUCUAUGUUUUCACUUUGAUUUUGACUAUUAUGAUACUGCGUUGACUGAUUCGACCGCAAUGGUUCCAGGCUCCUCAGUGAGUGGGUUAGGCAGUGGUACUGAUAUAGAUUGCGCGCAAAGCUUUGAUUCAAAGAUGAAUGGUGACAAAGCAGUUAAUGAUGUUACAAUUGAAGAACUAGAGAAGGUAGAGGCUCCACUUCAGGCUAUUGUUCAUCAAACAAGUAACAUUGCAGAUAUAUUACACACCAGUCAAGACACAGAAUCAUCGGGAACAAAAGACAAUAAUUCCAUAUUGCCGCUUUCAAGUCAUUCUCAGGAUCCAUCCGAUAAGAAUGAAUCUAUUACAGAGUCUAAAGAACUAAACAAUCUUCCUCAACUAGAUCGUGGUUCUUUUCGAUGUCACAGUGUUGCUGAAACGUCAACAAAAAGUCAUUCUCAGGAUCCAUCCGAUAAGAAUGAAUCUAUUACAGAGUCAAAAGAACUAAACAAUCCACCUGAACUAGAUCGUGGUUCAUUUCGAUGUAACAGUGAAACGUCAACAAAAAGUGCGACAAGCAAUACCAACGAGAAAACUUCUAGUUCCUGUGAGCCCGAGAUUCUUGUCCAUAAGGACCUCCUGACGCACCAUAUUGGAAGCUAUAGUCAACAAUCUCCAUCAGCUGAAAAAUCUCAAUUGAACUCAGAAAGUGAUACCGCGAAAAUUCAGUCUACAGACACAAAUAACAAUAGUACUACGUUAGAAAUUCCUCUUGCAGCAUCAGAGCACGACCCAUCCAGUGGUACCGUGAGUACGGUAUCCAAUUCGGUCAUAAAUACCGCGUUAACAAGGGAGACGCAUUUGACAAGAGGAGGGGAUGUCGGUGUCGCUGCAGUGAUCAAACCAAUAAUUCAAACUAAUGAAAAAAGUGUUACUGAUGAAUUAAAGUGGCCAAGAAUAGAAAAAGUUCAAAGCACUCAACCGCUAGUUAAUGUCCACAAUCGUCAUGAUGCUCAUUCUGACAAUUAUGRAAUUCAUUUUGAUGCAACAAGCGACGAAAGUCGAACAUACAAACUUCAGCCGCAAGGCAAUACGCGUGAUUGGGGCGAAAAUUAUUCUUCUGUACCCAAUAGCUUUACCUUUGAUCCCUCACAUUCGCAGCAUUCUACAGGUUAUUUCAACCAGCCAGCUAUGAAUUACAGGCAGGACAUUAGUCCUCCCUCCAAYCAGGGCAGUAGAUUUAUAACAACUUUUUCAAACUACACCAGAGUUGUCAUCAACAGAUCGCUGAACGAACAAGGAGUGCCGUUUGUACCGCAAGACGACCAACAGUGCCUUCCAAACCCACAGUUUACACAAUUGCAACCAGAUUUUACCAAUCAGCAAGUAAAUCAAAUAAAUUCUGCCGCGCAGUCUAUCCCACUUCAGCGGUUUACCCCAUUGCAACAAGCAGAAUCGUCAAACCAGCAAGUGAUCCAAACGAAUUGUGACACGUACCAGCGGUUUACCCCAUUGCAACUGGAAUCAUCCAAUCAGGAAGUAAAUCCUUAUAUGCAGUCUUUUCUACAUCAGAGGUUUACUCCUUUUCGACCUGAAUUAACCAAUCAGCAACUAAUACAAAUGGAUUCGUACCAGCGAUGUGUCCCAUCCCAAGAAUCAAACAAUCAUCAGGGAAAAGUUGAUGCUCUGCCUUACCCAUACUUAACAACUCCCGAAAGCAGCCCUUGGGAUUCUCAUGUAGAAGGCGCGCAAUUUGAAAGACGUCAGCAGCACGAAGUGCAAAUAAAUUCGUUUGUAAAUAAUGGAAAACAAUUCUACCAGCCAAAAGAAUUUUCUACACAACACUUCCAAACAAUGAAGCAUAUUAGUCAACAACAGCAGCCUUAUCGUCACUAUAAGCUGCACGAACCGCAGCAGAUACAAAAUCAGCUACAACAGCAGAAGCAACAACAACAACAACAGCAGCAACAACAACAGUAUCACCUUCAACAGCAGCAACAGCAACAGCUACAACAACACCAGCUGCAGGUGCAGCAACAUCACCAACAACAGCUACAACAACAUCAACAACAACAGAUGAUACAACAUCAUAAUCUACAAGAUCAACAGCAACGUUUUCAUAAGGAUUUGUCUCAGUUUCAUCAUGAAAACUAUCAGAAUUCAGAUACUAGUAAAACGCAAUAUGGGUUACAACUACAACAAAAUAAACAGCACGUUCAACAACAGCAAAUUCUUGGUUCGUCCGGACAAAACCGAAGUAGUGAGSAAUGGCAUUCAGAAUUCUUACAGUCUAUUCCAAAUAAAACACGUGAUAUGUCCCAGAUUCCAUGGGGACAGCAUGCUUUGGACCGUCAACAUCAAAUCAAUAUAUUAUCGACCAACUCGCAGCGAAUGCCUAUAAAUCCUCUUUAUGAUAAACGGUGAUACAGUACAAGUCUAGUGGGAAAUCACUACGAGAAAAGACGACGAACGGGAAGAUCACCAACGAUUGUGAAGGAACAUCAAGUUGUAGUAAAAAARUAUAACUAAUUUAAGGACCAAUACUCAYAUUCUUYCUAUGCUUCYGUAAUGCAGACGUACUGGGCUGCAAGGCAGUGGAUUGUAUCUCUCUUUAUAUGCCCAGUUGUACAACGAUGGAUGUACAGUCAUUGUACAUAAAUACUUGAUAUCGAGAAGUAUUAGUUUAAAAAGGUUUCUGAUUAAUUUAAUUUUCAUAUCAGAAUAUUAUUUAUGAUGCUACAAUUUAAAAGGGGCAGGGUAAAAACAAGACAAAACAAAAAAAAUAAAAAAAAACAAAAAAAAAACAGGAAAGAAAGAAAAUCUAAAAAAAGAAGAGCACGAUCGUGCAGGGGCUCGAACCCUUGACGGAUAAAAUGAAAAAGGUUGGGACGAUUCCCCCGAGACAUUCUGUGAAGCUGAGGCGUCGAAUCGAUUUACAUUCCGGUUAGAGAUUUCGGCUCUUCCAUGCUAUCCCGAUAAUUGG
This is a messenger RNA of Exaiptasia diaphana, 6655 nucleotides long. RefSeq lists its product as uncharacterized. The transcript is spliced from 4 exons. Lineage: Eukaryota; Metazoa; Cnidaria; Anthozoa; Actiniaria; Aiptasiidae. The record is from RefSeq and is a predicted model, not a curated record. Bases 421 to 6096 code for a protein of 1891 amino acids.